Molecule: messenger RNA, 1093 nt
Organism: Rubroshorea leprosula
Lineage: Eukaryota; Viridiplantae; Streptophyta; Magnoliopsida; Malvales; Dipterocarpaceae
Source: the annotation of a GenBank genome assembly
UACCUACCUCUCUGUUAAGACAUUUUUGCUGUUGUUGUCGUUGGAUUUUUUCAUUCAAAUUCUCUCCCUUCAUGCAGUCCUGAUUCCAUCAUUUCCUUUCCUUUCCUUUCCUUUCGCCGCUGGUUUCAAAGGAGAGGUGAUGCCGCCGAAGCUAGGCCCUUUCCUUCGUCGUACGCUGGAGGAGAUAAGGAGGCUAAAAUCUCUUUCAAAGAAACAGCUGCUCAGGGAUGGGGAAAAAUUAAAUACCCUUUCAAAGAAACAGCUGCUCAAGGAUGAUGAACAUUCUAGACGCAAUUCUGACAAUGAAAAUGAUCGGAUGAGUGUAUCUUCUGAAAAUGCAGGGUCUGCAACGGUGGCACCAGCACCAAUAGAGACAGAUGAAAUAUUGGUUCGAGCAGAGGCUAAAAAGGUGGUUGAAAAUGAAGGAAUACAGGAGGAGGUGGUGGAGGCAGUGAUGGCGGCGAUAAAGAAGAUGGCUUUGGAAGAAACGAAUGCUGAGGAAGAGGAUAAGGAUGAAGAUGAAGAAUACGGAAGGCUUAGGAGGUUAGAUGGUGAGUUUCUCUAUCCUGCGUCGCCGAGUUUCAGAGUAUACUGCGUCGACACAUUGGAAAAUGAGGAUCAGGAGAAGGAAGAUGACACAAAGACAGAAGACUUGCAGAGGGAUGAGAUUGUUGAUCCUUCAAAUUCCAGUGAGGGAUCUGUGGCAAAGAAAACACAAAAAAGAGGAAUGAAAUUUAGGAGCGUGUUACCUAGGGGAAUGAAAUCUUGCUACUAACCAACUUCUUGUUGCACCCACCCAUGUGGGUUCAUGUCUAAUUGCUGCAAAAGCACACUUCGUGAUGAUGCUAGGUAGAAGAACAAUGCAUGCCCUUCCUUUUUUUUCCUUCUUGUUUUCCAUUUCUUGGUCAUGGUAAGCAAAGUUGGUUCACCUACCACAAUAAUGAGGCACGAUAACACAAAUGAUUGGAGAAACUAAACCUCUUUGGCUUAACCGAUUCUGCUCUAUGAAGAGGACAAAUGUUGUUUUCUUCUCUUUUGGCCACUUAGGCCAUCAGUGAAAGCUAUAAGAACCAACUAAAGUACUGUCAUUAAG